Messenger RNA from Vicugna pacos (alpaca), 1253 nucleotides. NCBI's taxonomy places the organism in Eukaryota, Metazoa, Chordata, Mammalia, Artiodactyla, Camelidae. The record is from RefSeq and is a predicted model, not a curated record.
GCUUGGGGUCAAAUACCGCCCCUCUGCAUCUGCCAGGUUCACCUCCCAGACUGCAGUGCUUUUGUCCUGGGAAAGUUGAGGAGGGACCCCUGAGUGGAUGAGAUAUUUAGGAGUUCCAAGGAAUAACCCAAGUCGCCUUUCCUGGAAAUCAGUUUGCUGAAGCUAUUGAAGCAGCAGCUCUUGAAGUUGAAGAAAAGGACAGGGCCUAGCACAUCGAGGCUGCCCUGUAUUUGGGGAAUCAGUGACUGCUCAGGUGGAUCUGUCAGUGCAUCAGUCUGUACAUUCACAGUUGAGCAGUGCCUGGUGGGCUGGGAGGGUUGUUUGCUUCAGGUCAACUGGUGAGAGCAAACUGCUGCGCUUGAGGUUGCUGGUAGAAGGAAAGUUAAGGCCUGAGAGACGAAGUACCCUGCCCAAAGUCAAAUAACUGGACGUGGCAGAGCUGUGGCUCAAACUUGGUUUCAGACCCAUGUUCUUACCUCUGCGCCUGGCUGUUUCCCUCGUGGGGUCUAACACCGAGCAUCUGUGUCCUAGCCAGAGGAGCGUGGUCCUUCCUCCAAAGCCCUGUCCAGACGCACCCUCCAGGCGUCCCCCAGGAAAGAUGCGGCAGCUCAAGGGGAAGCCCAAGAAGGAGACGUCCAAGGACAAGAAGGAGCGGAAGCAGGCCAUGCAGGAGGCCCGGCAGCAGAUCACCACGGUGGUGCUGCCCACGCUGGCCGUGGUCGUGUUCCUGAUCGUGGUGUUCGUGUACGUGGCCACGCGCCCCACCGUCACCGAGUGAGGGGCCUCCCCCGGGCGAGGAGGCUCGGGAGGGGAGAGCAGCAGAGUGGCUUCCAUCCGCAGAUUUUCCUGACGCUGAGCUCCGAGCAGGAGCGCCCUGUCUUCUCUGGUCUGUGACUUGAUUAAAGUUUCUCCACGUUUCUUGGGAGGGAAUAGGGAACCUUUUAUCAGUGAGCGUGCCAUACACCUUACGGUCCACUUCAUGUGCCUUUCAGACUUCAAAGCCGUGUGUGUGUUUCUUUUUCUCUCCUACAAUCGAUACGUAGCUCACCUGGUGAGAGGCGGAUUCUCUGGGUCGCGAAUCGGUUGGAAUCAGUGCUCACCCCACCCCUGUUGUUUUGAACAUGACUCUUUCCUACCCGUGUUCACUAUUUCCAAAGGGACUGAAUUUCUUCUCUGUGCUUAAUGUGAUUUGAAAACUGUCGACUCAAAAGUGAAAUAUUUAUUUUUUGAAUAAAGGAGAUAAUAGCCUUAAA